CAUUCCAUGGGAGUUUAGUAAACAUUUUACUGCGAUCUCUGUUUUCAACCAGAGAUGAAGCUUUCUUUGAAGAAAUAACAGCAUGUAUGUGGCUGAAGGAGAAAAAGUCCCAGAUGAUUUAUAUGAGUUGCAAGAUUCAUUCCAUCGUGGUGGAACCAUAAAUGACAUUACUGAACAUAUCAGUAGUUUGAAUGCAAACUUGCACAGCUAUGACACACCAACUAAACUGGUUGUUGACAAGUACAUGAAGGAGCAUGGCUUGGAAGUGGAACCAGAUGAGGAGGAAUUUGGCUUUGGAAAACUUCUUAUUGACUACAAGCUUCCAAAGAAGUCAACAUCAAAAAUUAGUAACAAAGAAGUUGAAGCUAAGGAAGUGUCCAAGUUUGCUGGAGUUUAUUCUGUGAGAUCUGUUUUACAAGCAACAUCUCAGAAUCCAUUGGCGACUAGUGAUACACAGCAGUCGCAUUUGUUAUCAUGGAAAAAGUCUUCCAGGAAGAAAACUGAGAAGAGUUCAACCAUGAAACCAAUGCUUGUAGAGCUGCAUGUUUACCCAGGAUAUGAACCGCAUGAUGUCACCCCACUUCCACCACCAUUCCUUGCCAAAGAAAUUCUGUUAACUGUCAUUGAUGCUCAGAGGGAUUUAAGAAAGAAACCAUCUUUUAAACGUGAAUUUCAAGCUUUUGUGUUUUCCAAGACAUCUGAGGACAUUCUGCAGGACUUGUUCUGGUGGUACUUUUUAGAAAAAUAUCAGGCCAACAAGAACAUCCAGGAAAUGUUGUUUAAUCGCAUUGCUCACAACUAUGUCAAGAUGUUGUUUACAGCCCCGGUGACACAGUACAGGGAUAAAUUUCUUAAGAGGUAUCCGGAUAUCAUGGCUCAAGCUGUGUACUGCACAUUUUGCACAGCAUUCCCAACAUCUUACAAGCAGUUUGGAGAUGAAUUCAAAGAAAGUCUGGUGCAGUUGAUCCAUGAGUGGAUUGCUGGAACCAAACCUGUACCAAGGCUUUGGGCUAAGUGGAAUUUUAGAGCAUUAGAACCCAAAGCUAUGAGAAAAGAUGAGCAGAUCAAGCAAGACGCUUCCAAAGGUUCUUUAGUUUCGCUCCCAGUUGACCUCAGCGAAGAGAAUUUGACCAAACAGAGUAGCUUGUCUUCUGUCAAGAAGUCCUUACCUCACAUUGUUGUGGAUGAGAAACCGUCAAUACAAAGUAGCUCCACAUUACUGCCAGGCCGUGACAUCAGGAGAAAGUCCGUUGCAGUGAGAAAAUCGUCUCAAAACAUUAAUGUGACCAAUAGCGAAGAGUUUCGUGACUCCAUCGGUCAUCUGGCUCCACCUGACGCAAGCGAGGAUAGCGGAUCUGCGACGCCACAAACUUUGAGUCGCCUGCAGGCAAAAGUGUCUUCUUACUCGGUGUUUGCUGGUGUGCAUAAAUUGAAUCGCGCAGAUAAACGAAGAGAGUCAUGUCCAGUCGGUAGAGGCCCAGAGUUCUCCCGUUGUGUGUUCGAUGUUUAUGGUCACAGCCCGCUUGUGGAACAGUUUCUUCGGAUGCAGAAGUUGGCAAAAGAUUCAGGAACGUCCGUAUUGAUUCAGAGAACUGAAAUCAAGUCACUGCCACCAUUAUCCGCCCCGACUUACAGAGAGGUGAUCAGAAACUCUCUCAAGAUCUCACAAGCGUUGACUAGUGAUUUUAAAAAACUGGACGAAGAGAACUCUCACCAACGAACUUUAUUUGCCCGCAAACAGAAAGAAGCCAAUAAAGACUUCACCAGGCGCGAAGGAGAGUUAUUGGCACGUCAGAAAGAUGUGAAGAAGAUAAGCGAGCUGAUAUAUUUAGAACUCACGAAAGACGGAGAUGAACAAAGCAGUGGAAAGGUCGCCGCAGCCGUUGCUUCAGCCAUGGGGUAUGGGAUGGAGAGCGAAACCAGUUAAACGGGUUUUAGUGUGGCUGGCAAGUCAAGUUUGUUUUACCGUUACUCAUGAGGAGUGUAAUGCGUAAUUUGGAAAGUGCUGGGAAACUGGCAGAAACGUGGCUUUCUAGUUGUAAUUUUAUCUCGUACAAUUCCAACACAACUCUAUUUAUUUUGAUAAUACUUGUACAUAUGGCUGAUUCAAAUUCUUAUUUUUGUAUUUGUAUGACCUUGUAAUUUAUCAACUU
Molecule: messenger RNA, 2153 nt
Organism: Stylophora pistillata
Lineage: Eukaryota; Metazoa; Cnidaria; Anthozoa; Scleractinia; Pocilloporidae
Product: protein FAM227A
Source: RefSeq, a predicted model, not a curated record